This is a messenger RNA of Cylicocyclus nassatus, 675 nucleotides long. The record is from the annotation of a GenBank genome assembly. NCBI's taxonomy places the organism in Eukaryota, Metazoa, Nematoda, Chromadorea, Rhabditida, Strongylidae.
AUGAGAGCCUUAUGCGUUGUACUAUUGGUGCUUGUUACUGUCAAAGCGGAAGAUGGUGAUGAUGGUGAUGGAGGUGUGGUACUAGGAUGUGAAGGCGGUGGCGAAGACCCCGAAAAUAGUGAUAACCCUGAAGGCAGUGUCGCAGAAAGCGAAAAGUCUGAUGAAGAGGAUCUGGCGAAGAGCUUUGGAAUCGACAUUGAGAAUAUUAAGAAAGAUGUAUGCAAUAACUUUACUGAACUCAACCGUGCGGUGUAUGCAGUGAUAGACAAAGACAAUGAUACCAAGGCAAAGCUGGAUGAAAACCCCGAUUGUAUGUGCAUCAGGAUGGCAGUGAAAAUUCUAGAAGGAAAAACAUCGCCGAUGUCGUUCACUAAAGCAUAUCACGCUUUUACCGCUAUUCAAGACGGACUAUCGGAUACAAACAUUGCUGAACAACUUUGGAGAGAAGAAAAUUUCAAAGAAGGAGAAAAAGGAGGCAUCAUGUCAGACCUGCUAGGUAUCGCAAUAAGGAGAGAAGGAGUGAAACUGGGACAUGGAUGCGCUAAGAACGAUAGAAUGGCAGUCUGCACUUUCGCACCCCCUGUGGAACUUCUGAAAGUGUUUGAAGAAGAAGCAGAAGAGUGGUUGGAAUUCUUGAGGUUAUUAGAUAAGGAAGAUGUUCCUAAGAAGGCAUAA